Galeopterus variegatus (Sunda flying lemur) is the source of this 258-nucleotide messenger RNA. RefSeq names its product small integral membrane protein 15-like. Lineage: Eukaryota; Metazoa; Chordata; Mammalia; Dermoptera; Cynocephalidae. The record is from RefSeq and is a predicted model, not a curated record. The transcript has 2 exons. Bases 1 to 258 code for a protein of 85 amino acids.
AUGGCUGCCGCGAAAGCAGCUGGAUGCCCCAACCACCUCGCAGUUGAUGUUUUUGAUAUAAAGGCUUGGGUUGAGUAUGUUGUGGAAUGGGCUACAGAGGACCCAUAUGGCCUCCCUAUAACACUUAUUUUGGCUCUCACUGCACUGUUCUUAGCAAGUGCUGUACUGUCCUGGAAAUUGGCCAAGGUGAUUGAGCCCAGGAAGAAGGAUCAAAAGAAGAAACAAAAUCAUCAGGAAAAUAUUGCAAAAACUAAAUGA